Messenger RNA from Marchantia polymorpha subsp. ruderalis, 355 nucleotides. Lineage: Eukaryota; Viridiplantae; Streptophyta; Marchantiopsida; Marchantiales; Marchantiaceae. The record is from the annotation of a GenBank genome assembly.
GGAAGCAGGUGUUUAUUUUGGUCACCAAGCUAGAAAAUGGAAUCCAAAAAUGGCACCUUCUAUUUUUACAAAAAUGAAUCAUACAAGCAGAAUGCCUUUAUUACAGGGAAGCAGAGAAGCUAUGAGAGGAGAACGAAUUGAAGCCUCUCCAAGCCAAUCUGGGACUCAUGAUUGGGUCCCGGGCAUCGUCGCACGACGUUGCGAUUGGUCGGAACACACGUGCGUGUUUGAGUACGCCUCCAAACAUAAAUCGGCAUCUAAUCGGCAUCUUAUGGGCAUCAUCCUGGUUUUGAGACCUCCUCCUUGCACGUCGGAAUCUGACUCGCCAUGACUUGGAAUCUCAGUCGGCGCGACG